Molecule: messenger RNA, 1641 nt
Organism: Suillus bovinus
Lineage: Eukaryota; Fungi; Basidiomycota; Agaricomycetes; Boletales; Suillaceae
Product: phospholipase C/P1 nuclease domain-containing protein
Exons: 4
Coding region: 1-1188 (395 amino acids)
Biological process (GO): DNA catabolic process
Molecular function (GO): nucleic acid binding; endonuclease activity
Source: RefSeq, a predicted model, not a curated record
AUGCGCUUUUCGCGGGUAUCGCUCAUUCUUGCCGCAGGGUCCACUAUCAUACCAUACGUCAGUGCAUGGGGAGCGGUAGGUCAUGAAGUCGUCGCGACAGUCGCUCAGAUGCAUCUGCAUCCUUCAGUCAUGCCCAUUCUGUGUGACAUCUUGAACUACAAAGGGGACUGCCAUCUCGCUCCGGUUGCUGCCUGGGCGGACAAGGCCCCCUUCACUAUUGGCGCAACGGAUGACUAUCCUAGCGAGACUUGCCUUUUUCCGGGAGAGAAAGGCUGGGAGGGUAGAAGGAAUAUCAACGUGCUUAGCGGCAUAAGGAAUACCACAAGUACUCUGGAGAGUUACAUGGGCCUGCGCAAAGCUGGCUUGACCACUGCGAGCGAUGAAGAUGCAGCACAAGUCGCACUCAAGUUUCUCAUUCACUUCGUCGGGGAUAUGCAUAUGCCAUUGCACCUCACAGGACGUGAUCGAGGAGGGAACGGAAUUAAAGUCUCAUUUGACAGUCGUGUAACAAACCUUCACUCUCUCUGGGAUGGCCUCCUCAUAGCCAAAAGAAUCCGCACAAUACCAUCCAAUUAUACCCGCCAUCUGCCACUUCCCGAAGUUGAGACUCACCUUCGGGGUACUAUUUACGACCCCUAUAUUCGCCGUAUCGUAUGGGAAGGCAUUAUGGGCAAGUACGAGAACGAGCUCGACUCAUGGCUUACGUGUCCCGCCGAACCCUCCGUCCAACUCCUCCAAACUCACUGGGAGCAAUGGUUAUCUUGGACUUUUGGGCGUCGCACAGGGUCUUGGAUUGUGGGGUCGCAUCUUACAGAUGGAGGUUUGAACACCGAUGAUGAAACCUUGUGUCCAUACCAUUGGGCAACUCCCAUUCACGCUCUGAACUGCCAGAUCGUGUUCCCGAAGGCCUUAGAUGAACCACCAUACAACCGUGUUUCCUUCUCUGAGGGUACUCACGAUCAUGCCUGCAACUCAUCCAAUCAAACUCUUGAAGUCCACUGGCUCACCAGGCCGAGGAAGAAUCCAUACCUCGAGCUCGACACGCCCGAGUAUUCCGGGGCAAUCGAGGAUGCAUGGAUUGUUGAGAAGCUGAUGUCUCAGGGUGGUAUUAGGCUUGCAGCUAUUCUCAAUUGGCUCUUCGCAGAUAUGGGGGACUCGACUAUCUCAAAUAGAGCUUAUAUCUUGUAAUUCUACGUUUGACUUGUACUACAUACCAUAGAACGUGCCUCGCAGUGCCCGGUCAUAUGCAAAACAUAACAUAUUUUAUUGACAAACAAACAUGGUCGUGUCAAGUACAUAUAGUGAUCUAGAAUCGCAGUCGACCUAAAGCAUAACAGUAAGCAAGGUGUUCAACAGGACCUCGACAUGAAUCAGAAAAGCCGAUGUUUUCUUGUCUCCCGCAAGGCAACGCCCGCUGGACCAACGCACAUGAAUCAAAACGAGGCAUAAACGUAUCUCUUGCAAACAAGAGUGAUCAAACGAACGUGCAACUACGGGAGACUCAAAGAAUGGAUGAACUUGGUUUCGUCUUGCAAAUAUGAAUGCACAAAAUCAUAGUGGAUACUCACUCUACCAUAAUGAGCACAUCGAGGAAGAACCGGUGUAUUCAACUGUAACAGUAGCGUUAGCAUGUUGUGCUCU